Leishmania major strain Friedlin is the source of this 501-nucleotide messenger RNA. RefSeq lists its product as hypothetical. The record is from RefSeq and is a predicted model, not a curated record. The transcript has a single exon. Bases 1 to 501 code for a protein of 166 amino acids. NCBI's taxonomy places the organism in Eukaryota, Euglenozoa, Kinetoplastea, Trypanosomatida, Trypanosomatidae.
AUGCGCUACACGGGCAUCAGCUUUCUCUUUGUCUUCAUCUCGCUCAUUUUCUCAAUCCAUGCUUUUCUAUCUCUGCGCUUGCCGCUUCACUCCCAAGCUUGUCGUCUGACGUCUACGCAAAAGCCAGCCCUUCUGCGCUUUGGUAAAGGCUCGUCUAGUAUUUGUCGUGCCGCAAGAGUACUACGUUUCUGGCCGUUUUCCAUGACUGAAAGUGCUGAAGCGCUGCAGCGGCGUAUCAACCACGCCAUCGAGAACCAGAUGGCGCCACCCGAAGCGAACUACAUCAGUGAGCUGCUUGCCGCCAGCUUAGCUCUGGAUAACUCCAACGAGCAGCUGAGGUUGCUUGAUUACCGGUGGCAAACAUACCUCGACAAACAGUACGUGCAGUCCCAACGCUUGGACGAGUUUUUGGAAGGGUUGGUGCAGCACCUUCUGAAAAAGAAGCCUGACCGUCCGUUGGAGGAGUUGCUCCUAUAUCUCGAAUGUGAAAGAAGGCAGUAG